Lasiosphaeria miniovina is the source of this 2892-nucleotide messenger RNA. RefSeq lists its product as uncharacterized. The coding region runs from base 1 to 2892 and encodes 963 amino acids. The transcript has a single exon. Lineage: Eukaryota; Fungi; Ascomycota; Sordariomycetes; Sordariales; Lasiosphaeriaceae. The record is from RefSeq and is a predicted model, not a curated record.
AUGGUUAGCACAUCCUCCAAACCGGCCGGCCGCGCCGGGUACCGGUCGAGAUGGGCCCAAGUGAAGGACCCGCUCCUCGACGUGCUUCAGCGCAUGUACUGGGACGGGGUGGCGCGCGAGAUGGCCUCGGCACUCGUCGCCUUUGCCAAAAUAUGUCAGCUCCACCCCGAGAGCCUGCCAGAGGAGACAGUGUCCACCCGCGAACUCGUGUCGGCGCGGCUGCCUAAGCUGCAGAGCCUGUGGGACCCGACCAUCGGUAGGGAGAUUCAGGAGAGCGGCAACAUCAGGUACGGGCCCUCGACCAUACGACGGAGCCGGACCGGCGUCGAGAACCUCGGAGUCUUUGAGCGCGACGCCCCCAACCUGACCCGCCGCGUGGCCCACGCCAUGCGCAUCGACCCGCGCGAGAAGCGGGCGCGGGCGCUGCUGCAGGCAACAGGCCUGCUGGACGUCGACAUUGCCAGCGAAUACCGCGACCCCGUCUUGUCGUGCCUGGCGCCGCCGCCGCAGUUCGACGCCCUGCCCCACGUGCUGAUCACCCGCCAGUGCUCCGAGUGCCGCUGGCCGAUCCGGUCGUACAGCUUCUACGAGUGCGCCGAGGGCUGCACCGACACCAAGGGCUGCACGUCUGACCGGGCGCCAGCCGACGCCGACGCCGAAGCCCCAGACGCAUCCUUGCAGCGCAACCAGUUCAUGCUGCUCGGGCACAGCGAGGCCGGGCGCAAGGCCGUCGAGCGCAGCCUCAGGCAGCCGACGCCCUUCCGGCUCUGUCCGGCCUGCCUGCACAACACCGAGCGGCCCGUCGACCACCUGCGCGAGGUCGUGGCGUUUCCCGACACGGACAGCGACGACGCCAAGGCGUUUGCGCGAGAGCUCGAUGCGUGGGAGGACCGCAAGCGCGGCCAGACAGCGCACGGGCGCUCGCUGCAGAGCGUCGACGGCGCGGGCGCCGUGGCGCUGCAGAGAGAGACUCGGACACCGUCGAGGCGCGUCUUCCCCGACGGUAACACGCACGCGACGCUCAUGUUCGGGCCGCUGCUGAUCGAGAACGGCGCAAGCGCGGGCGCGCUCAUCUCGCUGCGCAGCCCGCCGGCGCUCGGCGUCGACACGGCGCCCGAGAUGGACCGCUACCUGGCGCGCGACGACGACUUGGAAAAGGUCAAGCAUGGGGUCGUCGUCACCUCGGUCGAGUACAAGCUGGCCGAGGACAGGGCGCUGUUCACGCGGCGGCGGAGCAAGCCGCGGCACCGGCUGGUGCGGUGCGAGAAGCAGAUCGCCGGGGGGCUCUUCACGGGCCACGACGACACGUGCGUCGAUGAGGAGGACGAAAUUGUGCGCUGCUUCCUAACGCGCGCCAACGACUGGCGAGCCGUUACAAAGUCCCGCCGCCCCACCCAGAAGCAGCGCCUCGAGAAGCUGCACGCGUUUGCCGCCGAGAUCCGCGACAUGAUCAGAGCCGGCUUCGAGCACCGCGCCGACCACUACCUCGGCACGUUUGCGCGGCGACUGUCCGACACGGCCAUCAAGCUCAACUCUAGCCUGAUACUCAAUAACUGCCAGAUGUUCUGCAACAACAUGGUGUUUCGCAACGACACGGACUCGAUAUACUUUCACCGGCAGUUCCCGUUCAUGAUGCCGAUGGGCCGGAGGGACCUGAGGCUGCCGGCGUACCUGAUGAGCUUUGCGCGCGACGCGCCGCACGGGGCCGUGGACAUGGCCAACCGCGGCAUCGCGCGGCUGGGCCGGCUGCAGUCGAGCAUGCAGCUGCACGGAUGCAUGGCGCACAACCCCGCCGACGCCAUCGACCACGCCGCGAGCGUGCGCUACAAGAUCGACGCGGCCGGCCGCUCCGUAUGGGCGUCGUCGUCAGCCUCCAACACGUGCCACGACGACAUCCUGCUCAAGGCCCCCAACACGACGUGCACGACCGAGCCUCGGGGCACCGGCGGUCACGCCUGCACUCUCGCCGAUCAUCUGCUCGACUGCCCGUUUGACAACCUGUGCGUGCUGACGCUGCAUACGCACCGCGACAUGCGGUACUAUGCCUCCGCGCCGAGUCAGGACCGCGAUGGCACCGUGCAGCAGGGGAGGCAGCUGACGAGCGCGACAGCGGGCGAGCGCAGGGAGUGGUUGGCGAACCGCUUGCGGGUGUUGCACCGGACGUACGCGCUCAAUACGUUCCUCGCCGAGAUAGUGCGGGCAUACGGCGCCAUGUUGCGCGAUUCGCUACCAAACGACGGGCGGUGGUUGCCGCCCCUCAUCGCGCGCAUGUACUGGGAGCCAGGCAGCGGCGCCGAGCAUGGGCGGGCGUGGUGGUACCAGAAGGCCUCCGGGCCCAGCGUGUAUACUAGGAACACGGAAGACGCGUGGCCCGCGUGGACGCAUCUCAAGCCUAAGGAGCGCGCCCGCGCGCUGGAGCUGACCGUAGUCCGCGACGGGCUGGCGCGGGACAGCGCGCUGCGGGCCGCAUGGCGGCGUGUUGCUGCGGCGGUGCGGCGCGGCGCGGCGACGCCCGAGGCGGCUGGGUCGUGCUGCUGCGAGGUGUGUCUAGGCAUCGAGGGCGAGGUUGUGUGUCGGCGGGCGCUCGGCGCUGAGGCCGUGGCCGCGGCGGCUGCCGUGGCGGUGGCGGCCAGUGACGCGCCCUCCCGAGACUCGCUAAAGCAAGGAGUCCAGGGGCUGCAGAGCUGGCUGCGGUCCGAGGCGGGUCUGGCAGCGGACGGGUCUGGCGAGUUGGAGGACCUCGUCCGGCGGGCGACCGAGUUGCUCAACAAUAAGAAUAAGCAGGUUGGGGAGGGGCGGGAUGGCCGGGUGCCUGCCAAAGCAGACACUCGAGGGGGGCGAGGGAUUGUGCAGACUGGCCGUCUGCCAGAGGAACAUAAGACGUGGAUCUGA